Ooceraea biroi (clonal raider ant) is the source of this 1045-nucleotide messenger RNA. Its product is annotated as receptor-type tyrosine-protein phosphatase T-like. Lineage: Eukaryota; Metazoa; Arthropoda; Insecta; Hymenoptera; Formicidae. Gene Ontology annotation, molecular function: protein tyrosine phosphatase activity. Gene Ontology annotation, biological process: protein dephosphorylation; motor neuron axon guidance. The record is from RefSeq and is a predicted model, not a curated record.
UUAUCUACUUUUAGCAGAAAAAGACAAAGAGCGAUUAAAUUAAUGUUACGGAACAAUAUAGCCUUAUCUCAUAACAUCGAGAAUUAUGAGCAUGAAAGACAUUCUGUAAUAUCAAAUUCGGAACAGAGUCUCUCAACUCUUUCCGACAGGCAAUCGCGAGUAACUUCAUAUCAUCAUUAUGAAGAGAUAAAGGAAAUAACAUGGAUAGUGAAAGUAAAAGAUUUCGACACUUUUGUUAAACAGGCAAUAGAAACAGGAUUGCUGAAUCAGCAAUGCGAGAAGUUACCAAAACAACAAACUCAAUCAUGUGUUCAUGGUAAGCUUCCACAGAAUAUAAUAAAAAAUCGAUGUGAGAAUCUUGUUCCAAAUGACGAUACGCGCGUUGUGCUGAAGCAACUUCCGAGCGAUCCUCAUUCCGAUUAUAUCAAUGCCAAUUACAUCACCGGCUAUAGGAAGAAGAAACAUUACAUAGCCACUCAAGGGCCCAAACCCAACACGGUUAUCGAUUUCUGGCGCAUGAUUUGGCAAGAGAAUGUUCUAAUUAUUUGUAUGCUGACAAACGUAAUUGAAAAUGGAAAGACUAAGUGCGAGCAAUAUUGGCCAGAUAUCGGCAAUAAGAAGAAAUACGGCAAUAUUAUUGUGCUGAAUGCGAAGCAACAUGUUUCUGCUGAUUAUUGCUUCAGAACUUUCCAAAUCACUUACGGAAGAGAAACGCGAAAGGUGGAACAUCUGCAUUAUACGGCCUGGCCGGAUCAUGGCGUACCAUUGUACACAUACUCCAUAGUAACGUAUCUGAAGAAAUUAUUGGCAACUCCACCUGGUAAUGGCUCCGUGGUAGUCCAUUGUAGCACAGGCGUCGGCAGAACCGGAGUCAUCAUUCUGUGCGACAUUUGUCUCCGUCAAGCAGCGGCCGAAGGAGUAAUAAUACUAUUUGCUUAAUUUGGUUAUAGUUGUCUAGUAUCAAUUUUAAAAAUAAUGAUUUUAGGUGGUCGACAUUUUUGCCAAAACGGUAUCCAUUAAAAGCGAGAGAGCUAAUAUAAUUCAC